CCAAGCCAUUGUCGUAACACUCCUGCAUCACAGGGUUUGGUUCCUUUUGAGAAGCUUCAUCCAUGGAGACACCUAAUAACACUGCCUUUGAGCUCGUCGUAAAGCAAGGAGAGCCAACUCUGGUUCCUCCGGCGGAGGAGACAGAGAAGGGUCUGUACUUACUCUCCAACCUCGACCAGAACAUCGCGGUGAUCGUUCGCACCAUUUACUGCUUCAAAUCGGAGGAGAAAGGGAAUGAAAAAGCUGUGGAAGUGAUAAAGGAGGCCUUGUCUAAAGUUCUUGUUCAUUAUUACCCUCUUGCAGGGAGGCUUACGAUAAGCUCGGAAGGGAAGCUUAUAGUGGAUUGCAGUGGGGAAGGUGCUGUGUUUGUUGAGGCUGAAGCAAACUGUAGGAUGGAAGAGAUAGGUGACAAUACAAAGCCUGAUCCUGUAACUCUUGGGAAGCUGGUUUAUGACAUUCCUGCGGCUAAGAACAUACUUGAGAUUCCUCCUCUGAUGGCCCAGGUGACAAAGUUCAAAUGUGGAGGGUUUGUUCUUGGGCUAUGCACGAACCACUGUAUGUUUGAUGGGCUUGGUGCUAUGGAAUUUGUGAACUCAUGGGGUCAAACUGCCAGAGGCUUGCCUCUGCCAGUCCCUCCAUAUGUAGACAGAAGCAUUCUCAAAGCCAGAAACCCACCAAAGAUAGAGUUCCCACACCAUGAAUUUGCAGAGAUUGAAGACAUAUCAAACACUGCCAAUCUCUACCAAGAAGAAAUGCUCUACAGGUUGUUCUGUUUCGACCCCGAAAAACUUGAAAAACUCAAGAUCAAAGCCAUGGAAGAUGGGACUCUACCCAAGUGCACCACUUUUGAAGCCCUGUCAGCCUUUGUUUGGAGAGCUAGAAGCCAGGCACUGAACUUGAAGCCUGAGCAACAAACAAAACUCCUCUUUGCUGUUGAUGGAAGGCCUAGAUUCAACCCACCUCUCCCAGAAGGGUACUUUGGCAAUGGAAUUGUGUUAACCAAUUCAAUCUGCAGCGCGGGUGAGCUUACUGAAAACCCUCUAUCGUUCACAGUGAAAUUAGUCCAGGAUGCGGUCAAAUUGGUGACUGACGAUUACAUGAGAUCCGCCGUUGAUUAUUUUGAAGUUACAAGAGCUAGGCCUUCUUUAUCAGCAACUCUUCUGAUUACUACAUGGUCUAGGCUAUCUUUUCACACCACUGACUUUGGUUGGGGUGAGCCUGUUCUAUCAGGGCCCGUGGCUUUGCCUGAAAAAGAAGUGAUUUUGUUCCUGUCUCAUGGAAAAGAGAGGAAAAGCAUCAAUGUGCUUCUGGGAUUGCCAGCUCCUGCCAUGAAGAUUUUUGAAGAGCUUAUGCAGAUAUAAAAGAAAAGUUUGGGGGCUGUUUGUUAAAAUAUAUAUAUAUAUAUAUAUA
This is a messenger RNA of Ilex paraguariensis (yerba mate), 1410 nucleotides long. Lineage: Eukaryota; Viridiplantae; Streptophyta; Magnoliopsida; Aquifoliales; Aquifoliaceae. The record is from the annotation of a GenBank genome assembly.